AUGCAGUUGCCAGAGAGUGUUCAACAGAGGAGGUCUCCUCGUGUGUACGUUUCGAAUGAUUGCGAGGAGGUAGUGGGGGCUGCGUAUCUGCACCAGUUUAACACAGACUUCACAGCAUUUCUAAAUACCCGAGCAAGAGAGAUGGUUGAUGGGGGAUCCAUGUUUAUAUCUCUGGUGGGUCGUAAUGCAGGCACCCAACUAAUGGAGGAGCAAGGAAUAUUAGGAAAUAUUGCGCGCCACUUAGAAUAUGCAUUUGAGGAACUAGUCAAUGAGGACAUUGUUGAAAGGGAGAAAUGGAAAUCAUUUUAUAUACCUUGGUUUGGUCCAAGUUUAGAAGAGGUGGAGAGCAUUGUGAAGAGAGAGGGAUCGUUCGAAAUUGGAAAUAUGAGGGUCUUAGGAGGAGUUCCAAUGCAUCCAAUGACACAUUGGAAACAAGGGGAAGAACAAAUGUUUGGAAUAUUUGUAGCAAACCAGUAUAGAGCACUAUUUGAGAAUAUUAUAGAAGUUCAUUUGGGAAGUGAAAGUUUGACUGAUGAAUUCUUCUUAGGAAUAGCUAAAAGAGCUUCUACUCAAUUUGAAGAGUAUAUCCCCAAAGAAAUAGAGUUGGUUGUUGCUCUUCUCAUUAAAAAUGGAGCGCACAAUAACUCCCAUUAA
Messenger RNA from Cryptomeria japonica (Japanese cedar), 654 nucleotides. Its product is annotated as indole-3-acetate O-methyltransferase 1-like. Lineage: Eukaryota; Viridiplantae; Streptophyta; Pinopsida; Cupressales; Cupressaceae. Gene Ontology annotation, biological process: methylation. The coding region runs from base 1 to 654 and encodes 217 amino acids. The transcript has 2 exons. Gene Ontology annotation, molecular function: S-adenosylmethionine-dependent methyltransferase activity. The record is from RefSeq and is a predicted model, not a curated record.